Messenger RNA from Eriocheir sinensis (Chinese mitten crab), 3500 nucleotides. RefSeq names its product histone lysine demethylase PHF8-like. Gene Ontology annotation, biological process: regulation of transcription by RNA polymerase II; protein demethylation. Gene Ontology annotation, molecular function: histone demethylase activity; transcription coregulator activity. NCBI's taxonomy places the organism in Eukaryota, Metazoa, Arthropoda, Malacostraca, Decapoda, Varunidae. Bases 4 to 2841 code for a protein of 945 amino acids. The transcript has 18 exons. The record is from RefSeq and is a predicted model, not a curated record.
CAGAUGCGUCGUGUUGUUUUGAGCAAAAUGGCGCUGGACGUUAUUUAUUGUUUAUGUGGACAGUCGACGGAUUUGUCCCGUUUUAUGAUACAGUGUGAUAUAUGCAAAGACUGGUUCCACGGCAGAUGUGUUGGUGUGAGGGAGUACCAGGCGGUUGACAUUGACAGGUUUCACUGCCCGCGGUGUGACGUCUACAACGGCCCUUCUGUUUUAAAAGCGCGGCUGAACUGGCACCGUCAUGACUACUCCGAGGCAGACGCCGGGUCCAAGCCAGUUCAGACGGGCACACAGGUCUUCAUUAAGGAGCUCAAAACCAGACACUUUCCCAGUUGUGAGGAUGUGGUGUGUCGGCUACGGGGGCAGCAGCUCACCCUGCCCUACAUUGUGGCGAGCGGCUUCACCAAACCCAUCUUGGUGGAGGACAGAAACGGCCUCGACCUCAUUGUUCCACACGACUCUUUUAACGUUCUUGAUGUGGAGAGUUACGUUGGCUCUGAACACGAGGUGGAUGUGAUCGACGUCCAGCGACAAACGGACGUCAAGAUGCAGCUACACGAGUUCAUUGAGUACUUCCUCAGUCCUGCCAGAACCACUGUCCUCAACCUCAUCAGUCUAGAGUUCUCCAAUACCAGUUUGAGUCAGCUGGUGGAGCCUCCCUACAUUGUCCGCAAGAUGUGUUGGGUCACUAAUUCCUGGCCCACCGACCCGCCCCCCAGCCCGCCCCUCUCGCGCCCCAAUGUAUCCAAGUAUGCGCUAAUAGGUGUAGAAAAUUCUUAUACAGACUUCCACAUAGACUUCGGUGGAACAUCUGUGUGGUACCACGUUCUCUGGGGAGAGAAGGUGUUUUACUUAAUAAAGCCCACAGCUGCCAACCUCACCCUGUACCAGCGCUGGAUGAAGGCCAACAACCAGUCUGAAAUGUUCUUUGGGGAUCAGGUGGACACGUGUUACCGGUGUGUGGUGCGUGCGGGGGAGACGCUUUUCAUCCCCACCGGCUGGAUCCAUGCCGUGCUCACCCCCACCGACACACUGGUCUUCGGCGGCAACUUCCUGCACUCACACAACAUUGAAUUGGAACUCCAGGUUUACGAAAUAGAGAAACAGAUCAACACGCCCGACAAGUUCCGGUUUCCCCACUACGAGAGCGUGUGUUGGUACGCCGCGACGAGACUAGUGAUAGAGCUCAGGGACAUGGCAGCCGCGGGGACCAGAGUGCCGCCCAUCAUGAUAACGGGCGUCCGCUGUCUCCUGGUGGCCCUCAGGCAGUGGGGGGGAGAGAAUGGCCGAGGGGGGCUGGAGACCGUUCCGUCCGGCAUCCAGCCCAUGAAGCUGUUCAAGGACCUGCAGCGGGAGAUCAGGUCGGCGGAGAAGCAGGUCAUCGCCCUCAACCCCCCCAAGCCUGAGAGGGAGUCCAAGAGGCGGAAGAAGAAGGUGAUGGCGGACGACUUCAUUGACUACACCAACCUGACCAGCUUCAACACGGUGCUGGAGGAGCGGCUGCCCGACAGGAAGGUCAAGGUGCUCAAGGUCAACUCUCCGCAAGUCGAAAUCGGUGGGCCUGAGAUGGUGGGCUUGACGGAGGAACAGCAGCGAACCCUAAAGCUAAGCCUGCCAAAGACGGCCACCUACCCCUACGGUCUGAGCUUCACCUCCACGGACUACGGCAUGAGCGGGACCCCUCCACACGACCCAGAGUACCCGCAGUUCAAGAAUGAGUACCCCAGCAAUGUGAACCACCUCAACGACCUAACAGUUACGACUUCCGCCCCCAGGACCGAAUAUGACUGGUCCGACAGCCCCGGUAUCACCCCCUACAAACUGGUGGAAGCCGGCACCGUGCGGGUCAAGUUCGGACGCACGGGAAGCACAGACUCGGAUGUCCCCUCCACCCCGACGCCCGCCAGCACCACCAGGAUCAAGGACGAGGGCGAGACCGCCAUAGACAUCAAGGUUCACAACGAGUCCGUGUACGACUUCCAUGAGGACGGGGACAGCGACGAGAGGGAACCAUCGGGACUCAUGAUAGAUGAGACCCCGAGACGUAAGGGAGUGCACCUACAGCCACCUGAGCCGCUGAAGAUCAAACUGAGCUUGACGAACGCUGACGUGGUGUGCAGCGAGGCCGUGGAUGUGGCGGAGGAGGUGGAGGUGGCGCCCUCACACAACGCGGCCCACAACGGCAUAGACGAGCUUCUCCGAGCAUCAGCCUACGCCCCGGACUUCAACGAGGACUCCCCCGCGCGAAUGGAAGACCUGGAUAGUGAGAGCGGCCGAGCUUCCCCGUCCACCCGCGAGGCCAUAGCAGGGAUGUUGAGCAUGAGCCGCGUGGUCCCGAACAGCCGCAGCACCUCCAGAAAGCUGUCCGCGGCAAACACCAGACAGCCCAAGCCACGGCGACGCUACGAUGACGACGAGAACAUGAGUAAAGUGCACCAGGAUGAGGAUUAUGUGUACCCUACGCUGGACAUAUCCGACGACGAGGACUUCCCUGUGUUCAAACCUCGGGGGAAGAAGAAGGAAGACGAGGCCUGGAACCCCAAGGCAAGAGUACGGGUUCAGGGUCCCCGGCCGGAGCGUCCGAUGCGUCAGGGGGUGCGGAGACAAGCAGUUGAGAAGGGUUUGGAGCAGGCGGCUGCGAGGAGACAAAAUUUACCUGCCACCAAGAGAGCCUACCACCGGAAGAAGCAGCGCACGCUGGAGGCUCAGCCCAGCACCUCCUCAGGAGUUGUUAGUCUCAAGGGGAUUAGCAAAAGUGAGUUCUCCAACAAGCCCAGGAAGGGCAUGGCCACUGCCAAGCAGCGGUUAGGGAAGAUCCUCAAGAUCCACAAGAUGCUUCACUAAUCUUUCUGGAGGCUCCGCGGCUCCACCCUAGUGAAACACUGCCCCGGGCCGGGCUGGUGUCCCGGCCUGGCUGGGGAGGCUCAUGUGCUCGCCGACAAUAAUCAGAACGUGUCUGUGAAGGUUUUGUAACAUUUUAUUUGCAAUCGCUCUUUUUCACAUCAGUCUUUUUGUUGAGUAGGAAGUGCUGGUGACAGCACAGCUGUGUUGCUUUACAGGCCUGUAGAAGAGUUUGAUUACUGUGAUGUGCCUGCCUUAGUUUGUGAGGCACCAAGCAGAGCCCUGCAAGGCACGCUGUGUGGCGGUGGUGGCAAGCAGCUCCUCCCUCUGCUCCCGGCCACAGCGGCAGAAACACUGUGUGGCGGUGGUGGCAAGCAGCCCCUCACUGUGCUCCCGGCCACAUCAGCAGACACAGAGGCAGGGGCAGUGGUGGUGAGCAGCCCCUCCCUGUGCUCCCGGCCACAUCAGCAGACACAGAGGCAGGGGCAGUGGUGGUGAGCAGCCCCUCCCUGUGCUCCUGGCCACAUCAGCAGACACAGAGGCAGGGGCAGUGGUGGUGAGCAGCCCCUCCCUGUGCUCCCGGCCACAGCGGCAGACACAGAGGCAGGGGCGGUGGUGGCGAGCAGCCCCUCCCUGUGCUCCCGGCCACAGCGGCAGACACA